AUGGAAAAAGCGCACAAAGGUCUGGAGCAGGUGAAUUCUGCAACACAAACUGGAGAGAGAAUAAAUUGAGGAAGUAGGACAGUUGAAAAAGGAGGAUGCAAAGGAUGACCUUGCGCUACUGAUGGCUGAAAUAGACAAACAGAGAAAGGAGCUAGAAAACAACAUGGUGGAAAUAGAGAGAUAAGAAGGAGCUGCAACAGAUCAGAGCUGAGAUACAGACAGACAAAAAAGAACUGGUGGAGACUGAGAUGCAGAGACAGAUCAAAGAUUCCACUCAACUUAGAGAAGAAACUGAGAACAACCUCAGACAGAAGACAAUGACAAUGUAAGUUGAGCUGGAUCUGACAACAGAUGAAAGGCUUCCAAAGAGAGAUCAUUUGGAGAAAAUCGGUCAAGAGGCUCGGACGGAAAGUGAGGAGAUUGAGGAGAUUAAGUGCAGGUUUCAUGAAAUUAAAGAACAUCUAGAGGAAAGACUAGUGGUGAUUCAGAGACAUGAGUUGGUACAGAGAACAAGAAUACAAAGAGAGAAUGAAGAGUUAAAGAAGAUGACGGCGGAGUUGGAGAGAGGCAGCCAAACUCUGCAAAGAGAGUGGGACAGAGGUAGGAGGAAACUUCAGGACAAGGACCAGGAGCUUGAGAUGCGAAAAGUGGAGAUGUUCAGAGAGAUUGAGAGACUUCAGGUUAAUAUAGACAAAGAGACGGAAACACUCAAGACAAGUGACAAACGUAUCCAAACCUCAGACGUGGUAUUAACCAUAGAGGAAGAGAGACUGUGGUUGAUAGAGGAGCACACAGUGAUAGAGGAUGCUCCGAUGAGCGUAGUAGGAGCAGAAGCUGCUCCACCUGGAUUCAGCAGAGCGCUACGGUGGUAUGUCAUAUAUCUUGUUCUGUUCGUUUAG
This is a messenger RNA of Coregonus sp. 'balchen', 899 nucleotides long. The record is from the annotation of a GenBank genome assembly. Lineage: Eukaryota; Metazoa; Chordata; Actinopteri; Salmoniformes; Salmonidae.